Molecule: messenger RNA, 1239 nt
Organism: Pyricularia grisea
Lineage: Eukaryota; Fungi; Ascomycota; Sordariomycetes; Magnaporthales; Pyriculariaceae
Exons: 1
Coding region: 1-1239 (412 amino acids)
Biological process (GO): regulation of DNA-templated transcription
Molecular function (GO): DNA-binding transcription factor activity, RNA polymerase II-specific; zinc ion binding
Source: RefSeq, a predicted model, not a curated record
AUGCUCGAGAGGUCCUUCAACAACGACGGCCUUGAGCAGGCCGUGGCGCCCCCACGGAAGCAGCGUGUGCAGCUCACGCCCACGGCAUGCCUGCGGUGCAGGGCCAAAAAGAUCAAGUGCACAGGAGAGCCCCAAGGAUGCCGAUCCUGCCGCAUUAAGCACGUGCAGUGCGUCUAUCCAAAUCCGUCAUCAUCGUCGUCAUCUUUGCGGCAACAGCUGCCGAUGGAGAGGCAGACGUACGCCCCCACCACGACGGGGACUUCGACAAAUGCUUCAUCGUCAACUAUGUGUGGCCCAGACGACUGGUUCGCAUGCGACACGACCCCAUCGGGCAUCGAUGACCGCCUGGACCUCACCCAGAUGCUUUCGCAGGAGGGCGGAGGGAUUUCGGAAAUUGGCCUGUCGCCGGCCGAACUUUUCCUGCCCUUGGAUGUUAAUUCCAUCUCACACCAGUCCCCAGGCAAGCAAUAUGAACAGUGCCAACCAGCCUGGAUGGCUUCUUUACCCGAGGACAUGAGCCGCAGCUCGAGCAGGGCAGGCAGCUCGAGUAGGACAGGCAGCUUGAGCAGGACAGGCAGCUCGAGCAGAACAGGCAGCCCUGUCAGCACCAACACAAUUGCAGGACAUUGCGGCGGCGGUGGCGACCGUCAGUCGUGCAGUGACUUGUCCAUGGACACGAUAGAGAAGUUGCACCUGCACAUGGUGCAAUGCCAAGCCAGCGCUGACGGCAGCGGCGGGGACGUGCCGUACGAUCAACUCUUCCACCUGCAAAACAGCGCCUUGGCGGCCGACGAGGUCGCGGCGGGCUGUGCGAACUGCAUGCGGCGGUCCGCCAACGUCACCAUGGUGGCGGUGCGGUGCAACUUGAUCCUGGACUCUGUCGACCUGCUGCUCGGCCUGGCGCACGUGUACGUAGAUGGCAGGCGGUGGCGGCGCGAUUCGAGGCAUGAGAAGGAAGACUACGACAUGAAAGACGAUGCUGAAGACCCGAGCGCUGCUUCCGCUGCUGUGCUUUUCGACCAUGGCGCCAAGGGUAGCAUGCUCGGCCGGGAGGACCAGGCCAUUGCCAUAAGGGCCCUGAUGAGCACCCGUGUGGCCCGUGUUGAACGCAUACUGGGUCGCAUCGAGCCCACCGUCGAGGCAACCGGCCCCGUCGGCCAGCAGACGUUCCUACGUAUUGUUCGUGCCCGGGUGACGUCGUAUGCCGGUGUUCUGUCUUCAUCUCAUGAAGGCUAUUGA